Molecule: messenger RNA, 420 nt
Organism: Sphaeroforma arctica JP610
Lineage: Eukaryota; Ichthyosporea; Ichthyophonida
Exons: 2
Source: RefSeq, a predicted model, not a curated record
AUGAUCUCAUGCGUUAUUGGGGAAGAAUCGGUGCAGCAUCACUCCUUUAGUAGCAGGCCACUCAUCUCAUGGGGAAAAGUCUUCUUACACAAAGACGCGGACGCACCUUACUAUGCACCCCUACCUUGCCGCAUCCGAACCUGCAGUACCGGUGGUAUCAGCAAUCUCUACGAGAGCUUCGGCACCAUUAAAUCGGCAGAUACUGUAGCAACCACCCAUAUUGAAACCUACCCAGGAUUUGUUUUGGGUGUUGUUUUCCCGUUCUACAAUGAGACUCGCCAGGAAAUGGAACGCUCGCUGCACCAAUUCCAGACACAACUUGAUGUAGCAAACUCGGAUUCGCGUACGGCUUGCACUGAGCAUAUACUCCUGACGAUGGACGGCUGGGACAAGUGCAGUAAUUCGAUGAAGACGUACCUU